Molecule: messenger RNA, 665 nt
Organism: Zerene cesonia (dogface butterfly)
Lineage: Eukaryota; Metazoa; Arthropoda; Insecta; Lepidoptera; Pieridae
Product: UPF0587 protein GA18326
Exons: 3
Coding region: 114-599 (161 amino acids)
Molecular function (GO): zinc ion binding
Source: RefSeq, a predicted model, not a curated record
CAUUUGACGUUGGUUGUCAAGGUUGACAACAAUUUAUUGUUGUUCUCAAUUCUUGAAUUAAGUUCUGUGACAAAAAAAUAUUUAACUUUUGAAAGCAUCAGAAAAGCACCGAAAUGGUAAAAAUAGCUCUGCAAAUAAAAGCGUCUUUGGAGUGUAUAGAAAAAUUAUACACAAACCAUCCUUAUUACCAAUGGUUUUUGAAAUUAAAGUGCGGAAGCUGUGGAGAGGUUACCGAUAAAUUUCACGAUCUCACUGAAGCUGAAAAAGUUCCACAGAAACAUAAUAGAUCUGAGACAAAUUUGCUUAUAAAAUGCAAACUGUGUUCGAGGGAGAAUAGCAUUGAUGUUAUCGAAGGAAGUAAUGGUGUACUAACAAGUGAUGAUGGAAACAAAUUCAAGACAUUAGUUAUAUUUGACUGUAGAGGUGUGGAACCUGUAGAUUUUGAACCUAAGUCAGGAUGGAUUGCUGAAUCGGAAAAUGAUGGAAAAAAAUUUGAAGAUGUUGAUUUAUCAGAAAAAGAAUGGGCCGACUAUGAUGAGAAGAAUCAGACUUCUGUUGGAGUGUAUGAGCUGGAGUGGCAAUUUAUAAAAGUCAAGUAAAUUUUACCUUAAGUAUCAUAUUUUCUAUGCAUUUGUUAUUAAAUAAAUAUUGUUUCAAUCUGUUAA